Molecule: messenger RNA, 2231 nt
Organism: Elgaria multicarinata webbii
Lineage: Eukaryota; Metazoa; Chordata; Lepidosauria; Squamata; Anguidae
Gene: RFXAP
Product: regulatory factor X associated protein
Exons: 3
Coding region: 188-946 (252 amino acids)
Biological process (GO): regulation of transcription by RNA polymerase II
Cellular component (GO): nucleus
Source: RefSeq, a predicted model, not a curated record
UCACCGCUCGCGCCGCCGCCGCCGCCGCGGCCCGUUUGUCGUUGCUGUGGCAGCCGGUGCCUCGAGAGGCCUGGCUGCGAGGCUUUCGGUUGUCGGGACGGAGACUCCGGGGAAUACCAGCGGCAGCUCCGCCGCUUUAUCCUCCUCCCCUUCCCCAUCCCCGCCGCAGUCGCUCACGCUGCUGGUGAUGCAGCCCUGCGGCGGGGACGGGGAGGCGGUGGGCGCCAUGCUGCAGCCUCAGGUGGUCCAGCCCGCGCAGGCGGCCUCGGAGGCGCCCUCGGCUCAGGGCGGCCUCAUGCUCUUCUACGAGCUAGGCCCCGCGGGCGAGGCGGAAGGCGACGGCGACGUCGGCGAGAGCGCGGGCAGCCCCGGCGGCGGCCUGGAAGACCUGGACGACGAGGACGAGAGCGGCGCCCAGUCCGGAGGUGGGAGCGGCGGCGGCGGGUGCAAGAGCUGCACGUACCAGGGCUGCAGCGAGACCACCACGCAAGUGGCGAAGCAGCGCAAGCCUUGGAUGUGCAAGCGGCACCGGAACAAGAUGUACAAGGAUAAGUACAAGCGCAAGAAGAGCGAUCAGGCCCUGGGAGGCGGCAGCGGCAGCGGCAGCAGCGGCAACAACAGCGCCGGAGGAGCGGGCGGAGGAGGGGGCUCCGGUUCUGCCGCAGCUGGCUCCGGCGCCGCGCCGUCUGGAGCUCCCGGCGUCCCGGGAGGCAGCGGACGCGUUGAGGAUUGCACUGAAAGUUCCGUUUCUGUAUCAAAACAAAGAACAGGGAACAUUGGAGAUCGGCCAGCAAAACCUACACUUUUGGAACAAGUGUUAAAUCAGAAAAGACUGUCACUUCUGAGAAGUCCUGAAGUUGUACACUUCCUUCAAAAACGACAGCAACUGCUAAGUCAACAGGCUUUGGAGCAAAAACAGCAGCAGUUUUCAGGAGCACCUGUGUAAAGAUGGCAUAUUUUGAAAGGCCCUCAGCUUUGUUUCAUGUCAACAAUAUUGGAUCACGGAAAGACUUGGUAACAGAAACAACUGAAGUGCUAUUCCUCCAGGACUGUGAAACUUGGAGGAUUUUUGUUUUGUUUUUGCAGAAAUGGCAUUCGGGUUUUAUUUAUUUGAAAUUGUUUCUAUUAGGUUUAUGAAUCCUUCCUCCAUUGAAGUCUUCCAUUGUUUUUUUGGGAAGCUAUCUUGAACUUUUUGAGGGACAGAGUUAAAUUAAUACAGCCUUCCCCAACCUGAUACCCUCCAGAUAUUUUGGAUUUCAACUCCCAUCAGCCCCAGCCAACAUGGCCAUUGAUCAGUGAUCCUGGGAGGUGACAUAAAAACCAUUUGGAGGGUACCAGGUUAGGGAAAGCUGAAUUAAUAGAUCAAAUAGUAAUUGGUUUAAUUGCUUAAUUUUUUUGCUAUGUGAAAAGUUUUAAUAUCUUGCAUAAAGUUAUUCUUUAAUGACAGUCAUUGAAGAAAGCAAUACUUACUUUCUAUGGAAGUUUUAAAUAGUAAACUUUGAGCCAAUCCAGUAGCCUAUGUUGCUCAGGGAUGUAGGAGGGGAGAGUACUCGGCUUACAGCUUUGUGGGAGAAGCUCAGCAAGGUUUGGCCCGCUGUUCAAACACUGGUGUUAGAUUUACCCCUCAGGCCAAUCUAGUUGAUCGGUUUCUAUAUUGCAUUAUAAAAUAAUGUGUCCCAGGUCGGUAUUAAUUUUGUACGUAUUUUGUAAUCAUGGUUAAAUAUUUAGUGUGGGUAUUUCAGUAUAUUACUGGCAUGGUUCAUUAAGAGGCAUCUGAGCAUAUUUAUAUUAAUUUUAUAUUUUAAUGACUUAUUUGUACUAAUAGUUCAUACAAGGAUAUAAGGUAUCAUUUUUGUAUCUUUGUAAUUUUCAAGCUAUUUCUGGAAGUUUAGGAUUUUUUUAACCUUGGAAAAUGCAUCAUUUAAGUUAACUUUUGUACAUCAGAUUCUUUAAACAUUUCUCAAUUGUACAUAUUGAGUUGGAUCCAGACUUAGUCAUACUUAGACUAUAGAAGUAUGACUAAGUCUGGUUCCAACCCAUUGUAUAUAAUUGGUGUCUUGUUCUGUCUUACUAUAAUCCUGGCUAGCUGUGGAUAAGCAGAAAUAACUCUUGUUGUAAUAUUUUGCUGCCCUUUAUAGGGAAAAUUCUAAGCUGUGCUAAGAAAUGCAGAUUUAAAAAUAUACAUGGUGCUUGUCUGUUCUUUAAUAUGUAAAUUAAAUGUUUACAAUUUG